AUGUGCCUGUGAUGGACUGUGCCGGGCUAUACAUGGGAAACCCUUCCGGGAUUUAUUAUUACUGAGCAUGUUUACGACAAGUCCAUGAUCUACUUUCAACUUAGAUAUUGUCAAGUGUAGAUAGAAAGUGUUAAAAGAUGACAAGGUUUGCUAGAGGGGGCUCCGAGAACAGUAAACGCCCUUUAGAUGCCACACCAUGGAGAGAAAUGGCAGGUCAAAGUUCACAGGGCCACCAAAAACAUAGACAGAAUGUGAAAGGCAAGAAACACAGGCCAAGCCAUACAAAGGUUAAGGUCAAAGGUGAAGGAGACAUUGAAAAGGGAUUGGUAUUGGCUCUGAAGAAAGAAACAAGAAGAGAAGACAGAAGAGUGAAGAGGAUAGAUAAACGCAAAGAAGAAAAGGUGUGUUAUAACUGCCGUGGAACUGGUCAUGCAAUGUCUGAGUGUCCAGAGUCCAAGAAAGAUAUUGAGCAAGGCACAGGUAUCUGUUUUAAGUGUGGAUCCACAGAACACGCCUCCAGCAAGUGUCGGCUCAAACUUCCUGCAGGCAAGUUUCCCUAUGCCAAGUGUUUCAUAUGCGGAGAGAUGGGGCAUUUAUCAAAACAGUGUCCAGAUAACCCUAGGGGACUUUAUCCAAUGGGUGGCUGUUGUAAGAUCUGUGAGUCUGUGGAACAUUAUGAGCGGGAUUGUCCUAACAGAGAAGAACAGCCAGGUGAAGACAGAAAAGACCUCCUACUGACAUGGAAACCUGGCACUAGUGCAGACGAGGAAGUAUCUUUUCACAGACCUAAUCCCCCACCAAAGAAAAAAUCAGGACCAAAACUUGUCAUAUUUUAAUGUUGAAUUUGUAAUUGAUUAAAUUAUAUUAUCUAAGACAAGUUA
Pecten maximus is the source of this 881-nucleotide messenger RNA. RefSeq names its product zinc finger CCHC domain-containing protein 9-like. Lineage: Eukaryota; Metazoa; Mollusca; Bivalvia; Pectinida; Pectinidae. Bases 138 to 836 code for a protein of 232 amino acids. Gene Ontology annotation, molecular function: zinc ion binding; nucleic acid binding. The record is from RefSeq and is a predicted model, not a curated record. The transcript has 6 exons.